Drosophila subobscura is the source of this 3230-nucleotide messenger RNA. RefSeq lists its product as uncharacterized. NCBI's taxonomy places the organism in Eukaryota, Metazoa, Arthropoda, Insecta, Diptera, Drosophilidae. The record is from RefSeq and is a predicted model, not a curated record. Bases 455 to 3022 code for a protein of 855 amino acids. Gene Ontology annotation, molecular function: protein binding; calcium ion binding; extracellular matrix binding. Gene Ontology annotation, biological process: anatomical structure development. The transcript has 8 exons.
AAACAGUGUCGGGGCGCGGAGUGUGUGUUGUGCUGUGUUCCAAAUCUGAAAAGUUCUUCGCGGAGAAAGAAAGGCGAACGAAAACUUUCAAGAAUCGGUGGCUUCGGAAAGCUUAGCGAAAAGAGCGAUCAACUAGCGGAAGCAAACACCAAUCGUUGUCAAGCUUGCAGAUUUCCAAUUUCCAUCACCCAUUUUAAUGAGACUUGUGUUGUGGCUACGGAAUAUAAGUGCGUUUCGCUCGGUUCGGUUAUCAUUUUUUUAAGUUGCAUUUGAUACGAGUGCUAAAGCCAGGCGGCAAAUGAGCCGAUAAAACAAGAUGUAAGGGGUAAAGGGCGGAUCCCACUACUAGACAGAACCCAUCGGCAAUUCUCACGGCUCCGCAGCCGCCACAGUGCGGGGCUAAUCAUCUCUAAAUAAACGCUUAAAAGCUUUGGCCGUUCUCUGUUGCCUGGUCAUGCCUCUUGGCCAUCCUACGAACAGCCAGAACAAUUUGACAUUUUUAAAAUCAAAUUACAAAUUCAAACGCAGAGACAUGCCGACGAUCUGCGCACUUCCUGUGGCCAGCGCAACAGCGGAAGCGCGUACACCGCGUACACUGCCACAAUUGGCAACAAUGUCAAAGACGUCAGCAGCUUCAGCUUCAGCAUCAGCAUCAGAAUCAGAAUCAGCCGCAGCAACGGCAGUGGCAGUGGCAGUGGCAUCGGCAUCGGCAUCGGCGACAACUACUAGCCACAAAAGUAGAACAAUUCUAAGUUUAUUUAUAGUAAUCGCAUGGAACUCUCUGCAAGAGGCGGCCACUGGCGGGAAUGACGAUGGCUGUGGCAGGGCUGCUGCCGGCCAUGGGCGUGACGUCAAUGCUGUCCGAGUGAGACACAUACGCACGCCCGGUACUCGCGAUCCCAUUGACGAGGUGUCAAAGGCACGAGAAAACCAUAAGCAACAGCAACAAGGUAUACAGGAACAGCCAACUAGGUCCAGUCUACGUCUAAAUCUGCAUCGGAAAAGGAGCUACCUGAUCCUGAGAGCCACAUCUCGGGCGUUGUCGAUGGCUCUGUUUGCCGCUGGAUUGAUGCUACUGAAUAUGCGCCUGGCGGCGGCUGGCACCUGCUGGCAGACCCACAUGGGUACCGGCAAGUGCAGCCAAAUCUUCUCCACGAACAUCACCCAGUCGGAAUGUUGUGGCGCCAGCCAGACCUUCUCCUACACCGAUCGCGAGCUGAGCAGCGUGGAGUACUUCUUCGCGACAGCAAUCGGAGGCGGCGUCGAGUGCGCACCGUGCAUUGAGAACUGUAAGGGCUUCAAAUGUGGACCAAACAAAAAGUGCGUCAAGCGCAAGGGACGGCCCAAGUGCGUGUGUGCACCCGAGUGUGGGGCAGCGCUGCGUCGAAGGCAGCACGAGAAGCUGUGGAAGAAGUCGCCCACAGUGACAGUGACACUGACAGUGCCUCCACGUGGCUCACGUAGUCUAAGUAGCGAAAGUAUCAACAGCAACCCCAUCGCUGACAACCAAAGAAAGCAUCAACAGCGUCACGAACAAGAACAAGAAAUGCAACAGAUUCAAUGGCGCCAGAGUCGCAAAAGGGCGCAGGGCGAGACGAAGCCCAGAAGACUUUUGGUUAUAGGCAGCAGCAGCAGCAAUAGGAAUUCGCAAGAGCAGCCCACGACCAGGCGCAGCGGCGGCAGAGUGGAAAUGACGGCCUAUGAGAGGCGCAGACACAGAAAUACCCAAGGCAAACACUUUACGAGAUCAAUGACGACAGGAGCCAACGACUCGUCCCAACCAGACAAGACGCCUGCGCAGGCGACGCUCUCUGCCCCUGUCUCUGCCCCUGCCCCUGUCUCUGUCUCGACUCCAGCUCCGGCUCAGUCUAGACACAAUUUUGCAAAUGCUAAUGAACCCGCCAACGACAGUAAUAGUAACAGGCAGUACCAGAAGCUAGACAAUGCCACGUUCAGGCACCACCAAGCCAGCACAAGCACCAGCACAAGCACCAGCACCAGCACCAGACGUAUGGAGAAUGCACCAAAUCAUGACAAUGGGCAGCGAGAGCCGCGAAGGCAUCGGCCGAAGCACAGGUCAGGCAAGGAUCGUGAACGGCACGAACAGCGCUUUGGAGCGGCCCCAGCAGAAGAUUCAGAAGUGGAAGCAGAAGCUGAAGUUGAUGCGAGCACCGCAGCAACAUCUAUGCUGACGGCGAAUACCACAAUGUCUGGAGCACAGACGCAGGCGCAGACGCGUCGUCUGUACUUGGGCGAACACGGAAGUGAAAUGACUGCGUCAUCAGUGGCUACUGCUGCUGCGGACAGCCACAGCAUCGACCAUGGCCACUUGGCUAAUGCCGGUGACUUGGCUUUUCUGGGUGGAAUUUAUGAGCCUGUGCUGACGAAGCAGCAGCAGCAGCAGCAGCAGCACAAGAAUCCGGUUUGCGGCACCGACGGACGCACCUACAACACCGAGUGCCAGCUGCGCAAGCGCGCCUGUCGCACAAGCAACGCCCAACUGGAGGUCGCCUAUCGGGGCCACUGCAAGAGCAGCUGUAGGGGAGUGCAGUGCUUGAAUGGCCUCACUUGCGUGGAGGAUCAGUACUUGACGCCGCACUGCAUUCCCUGCAAAAUCGAGUGUCCCUGGGAGGUGGAGGAGGAGGAGGAUGGACACGCCCCAGAUGCAAAGCAGGCGGUGUGCGGUGUCGACGGCAAGACAUACAGGAGCGUUUGUGAUAUAAAUCGAAUGAUUUGCAAAAUUGGACGUUCCAUCGCAGUGGCAUACUCGGGACCCUGUCGUGCGGACCACGCUGGCUGCGAUGAUAUCGUAUGUGGCCCGAAUAAUACUUGCUUGGUGGAUCUGCAGACGCGCCUACCACGCUGCGUGUCCUGUCGGUACAAUUGCCCGCGGAAACAGCAGCGACCGGUGCACAAAAUAUGCGGAUUCAACAACCACACGUACAGCUCGUGGUGCGAGAUACAUCAGCACUCCUGCACAACCGGGUUCUUCAUAGGUGUCAAGGCCGUGGGGAGCUGUUAGAGCAGAGCCACAAAGGAAGCAUUUCCAUAUUAAUAUCAUAGUAAAUGACAUAGAAGGCGCUAUGUGGGGAAGUAUAUAGUUGUAGCGCAUUUCUACGCUGGGUCCUGUUCCACAGUUCCAGCAUCCAAAGAUUCUCGUUGAGCGUUUAGUGUUGUAAGCGGUGGAUGGCCCAAGGUGGUUGACUUACUGUCCAAACUGCCCAAACUGU